AUAACGAAACUGCUAAAUUCUGGUUGUGUUGUCUCCCCUCGAACUGCGACACCUGCUAAAAGUUUUUCUUUUCUGCAGCUCAGCAUGGAGACCCUCACAGAGGCAGGAGCUGACCUUUCACCUCCCGCCUUCUCCCAGGUGGUCUUCAUUGACAUCCCACAGGCAUACCCACGCUCAGCCCCCAUCACCUGCCGCUUUACCCUCAGUGCUGCCUUACAGCCCAGCUCCAUGGACUGGGUGGGCAUCUUCAAGGUCGGGUGGAGCUCCACUAAAGAUUAUCAUACCUUUGUGUGGGUGGAGCCCACUGAGGAUCCCGAGGCGAGUCAGAGGAUAAUGAGGCAGGCUGUGUUCAAGGAAUACUACCUGCCUAAAGACGAGAUCGAGUUCUACCAGUUCUGCUACAUUGACAGUGUUGGACAGGUAGGAGCAAACACUCCGUUCUGUUUCAGAAACCAAGCUGAGCAAAACACGGGAAGCCUAGUGGACGACGAGCUGCUGGUGAUCACAACACAGGACCAAGUUGAUCAGAGCCAGCGGGAGAAGGCAGAAAUGCAGACAGAGUUGGACCUGCUGCGAGUGGAAAACGAUGCAUUAAGGAGUGCUUUGCAGAAGGAACAGAAGGAAAUCAACAGCUCCAUGGAGCACGAUGAGCAGAGAGUUACUGAAAUAACUAAACUGAACAGAGAAAUGGAUCAGAUCAAGGAGCACAACAAUAAGCUGAAACAGACACUGCAGCAGCAGCUGAAGGAGAACGACCGGUUAAAGGAAAAGAUGGCGACCCAGCAGACUGAGCAGGAAAUGCUGAAUCAAAGCUUGUUGUCCUCAAAAUCAAACGAAGAUGAAUAUGAACGAGUUUUGGUGAAGAUCAAUCAGCUGAAAGAGGAACUUGACGAGCUGAGGACGAAGGUUGAUGCUCAAAGUGACGAGCUUACCAAGCUGAAUGCCAAACUCAGAGAACAAGAACGAGAGCUGUCCAAAACAAACGACAGAUUCCAACUUCUGCAGGUGGACUAUCAGAGCACCUACAAAGAGAAGGAGAAACUCACAGUUGAGCUGCAAAGAUUACAAAGCCUCACCUGCAGCAUAGAGGAAGUGAAGAGGGAGAACCAGGAGUUGUGCAGGAGGUUGUCACAGCAGGAGACAUUGCCACAGGAUGACGUGAAGGUACAGUAUCAGGGUGUCACCAGGCAGCUGCAGGAGACUCAGGCGAAGCUGGCAUCUGAGAAGGAGGAGACCAGAAAGGCCAGGAGACAAGCUGAGAUGCAAGUUAAAGAGAUGAGUGGACUGAUGGCCGAUAAGGACAUCCUGAUUGAAGACAAUGAGAAAAGGGUUAUGCUGUGGACUCUAGAGAAGAACGAACUUGUCAGAGAAAAUGAGAAACUCAGAGGUGAGAUUGAGAAGCUGCGUGUGGUUUACACAAGCCUCGGUGAUCUUGGUACUACUGCUGCCGCUUCAGAAUCAAUGUACCUGCAGCACGACGACAUCGGAGCACCUGUCAGAGAAAAUUCAGCCAACCAGAACCUGCAGAGACACCAGGAGAACAUCUAUGAGACCUUAGACAGCAUCCGGCUGGAGGAGCCGGUGAUGGUGUGCCGUCACUGCCAGGAGAGCUUUCCAGGAAUAACUGAGAACGAGCUGGAGCAGCACGAGCAGAGCCACUGGGUUUGUCCCUUCUGCACCAUGAUCUGUGACCACAUGGAGCAAUCUGUGUUUGAAGAUCACGUCUACGGCCACGAGCUGUGAGGGCGCUGAUGGCAGGGAUUUUACUUAACGGUCACGGACUUCUGGACGAGCUCCAGAUGAGAUCUGCUCUCGUUCGUCACAGCAAACAUCGUGUGUUACUUUUUUAAACGAGAAGCAGAUCAAAAUGUCUGAAUAGGAAGGGUUGAAAUGUUUAGUUCUGUAAGUUCAAAUUUGCCCCAAAACAGGUUUUUUUUUCUAUAAUUCUUUAAAAUAUAGGCGCCUUUCUUUCAUCUGUUGAUCCAAAAGAAAAAAAUCUAAAAUUGGCUAGAAAUUGCUUUUUAGUGUGUAAAUCUUUUUUACAAAAUCACUGGCAACAAUCUACUGAACUCUGAUGUUAAACUCCUGCAGCCAAUAUUAUUUAACUGAGAUGCUUUCUGCAGGUUGUCCUGAAAUAGAAAAUUAGAAAUAAAGAAGAAACUGUUCAUGUGAAUGUUUAAUUUUUUCAUGAUCUGUCCAGCUUUCUUAAAAUGCCUAAACUUUUGCCCGUUAGAUGCUGUGCUGUUUUAAAUCUGCAGUGAUUGUAGAAACAUAACUAGACUCAAUUCAAGACACAUAGCUGAUGGUUCUUAUUCUGAGUUAUCACUAAACAGCAAAAAGACAGACAUACAUUAAUAGAACAACUCCUGACACUGGAGAAGUUCAUGGAAAAGCAGUUUUUAUAGACCUUAAUACAUGGAAAACUGAUCAUGUUGGUGUGAAGCGGGUUGUUGUCAGUGGUUUUAAUAAAGGGAGAGAUGUUUGUGGGACACCUUACAUGUACAUCUGAGUGAGCCAGACAUGACGAUUUAUUUAAAUGUAAUUGUUAAAGCUAAACUUUAAUUGGGAUCGUUUAAAAUUAAUUUCAGUGUAAUCUUUGCUCUUUUUUUUUAACCCUGAUUUAUGUAACUAAUGCUGCCAUAAAAAGUCUUAAAAUUUGAACCUGGAAGAUGCCUUUUGAAGUAAACGAGUAACAAGCCUUAAAGGGGUUGGGACCUGUAGCUUACGAUGUAAAAAAAAAAAAACUGCUAAAUUCU
Nothobranchius furzeri (turquoise killifish) is the source of this 2756-nucleotide messenger RNA. Its product is annotated as calcium-binding and coiled-coil domain-containing protein 2-like. The record is from RefSeq and is a predicted model, not a curated record. NCBI's taxonomy places the organism in Eukaryota, Metazoa, Chordata, Actinopteri, Cyprinodontiformes, Nothobranchiidae.